GGCACAGCAGACACGGCUCAACACGACAAGAAACUGAAACACAGUCUGACUUGCAAAGCAAGCCUAACCAGGAGCUCUCUCCAGCUUAUUUCCUGUUCUUGGAGGCCAUCUUGUGUUGACGGACUUACUGCUAUAGGUGUUUGUUUGCUUAUCUCAUUUGUUAUAGUUUCUUUUUUGUCUCCAGUGUGUUUCCUUGAAGUUUGGACGUUUUCCUCUUCAAAGCUGCUUUGGAGUAGUGAGGGAACAGGAAGCAGCAAGAGGAGGAGGAGGAGGAGAGGACGUUUAGUUUCAAAGCUAAACUUUAUCUGUAUUUCUCACUUGCACCUUCUCUGGAAUGAAAGCUGUAUAGAGGAGCUUUCCGUGAAAGGAAGGGCGAGAAGAAAGAAGAGCCACUUCCUGGAAAGGGAUCAGUUGUUUUUAAGCUCUAGUAGACAGGGGACACACAGCAAGGACGGCCACUAUUGAUGAGUGAGUGACUGCUGGUGUGUGUAGGUGAGUUUGCUGCCUCACACUACCCAGUCUUAUCUCUUGACUGUCUUAAGACUCUUCGGCAUGGCCAACGUCAGUCCCUUCAUGUCUCCGGGACCCAUGUCCCAAGUCUUCUUCCCCCCGGGGGGUCCAUCUCCACCUGGGUCAGUGGUGAUGCAGCAGGGGACACCGGUUUCUGUCCAUAACUCUCAAACCCCAGGGAUUCCUACAGUGGACAUGGGGGUUGCACCGGGUCCCGGCGGGGCAUCUGGAAUAACGUCUGGGCCUCCGGCACCAGCCGGUGUCUCCUUCAUGAUACAGAUUGGGCUUACUAGAGAAUCUGUGCUUCUACCCCAGACUGCAGACCUGGCCUACAUCAAACAAAUUUCUUGCUCAAUUGUGGAUCAGAAGUUUCCUGAAUGUGGCUUUUAUGGGAUCUAUGACAAGAUCCUCCUCUUCAAGCAUGACACCAGCAGCAGUAACAUCCUGCAGCUGGUCAAGGCUGUGUCGGACAUCCAGGAGGGGGACCUGGUGGAAGUUGUUUUGUCCGCUGCUGCUACAUCCGAGGACUUCCAGAUUCGUCCUCACGCUUUGAACGUGCACUCGUAUCGUGCACCGGCGUUCUGCGAUCACUGCGGCGAGAUGCUUUUCGGCCUGGUGCGUCAAGGACUCAAAUGCGAUGGUUGUGGACUGAAUUACCACAAACGCUGUGCUUUCAGCAUUCCCAAUAACUGCAGCGGGGCGAGGAAGCGGCGGCUGUCCACCACGUCCCUCACCAGCAGUCAGUCUCUGCGUCUGUCCACCGCAGAGUCCCUCAGUAGUCUCAACAGCAGCGUGACGUCUGAAGAAGCCAGUCUCAUCCGAUCGCACACCCAGAUGCCCCGCACCCCCAGUGAGGCCAGGCGCUUUUACACCGGGCGGCCCGUCCACCUGGACAAGAUCCUCAUGACUAAAGUGAAGGUCCCGCACACAUUCGCCGUUCACUCGUACACGCGUCCCACCGUGUGUCAGUACUGCAAGAGACUGUUGAGAGGACUCUUCCGCCAGGGACUCCAGUGCAAAGACUGCAAGUUCAACUGCCACAAGCGAUGUGCAUACAAGGUCCCAAAUGACUGCUUAGGGGAGACUCUCGACAUAUUAAGUCCAAGCACAGACAUGGAGGUGCCGAUGGACUACAGUAAUGAGUAUUCUGACACUGAUAAGUCAUCUCUGAUGGACGACUCAGAUGAGGCCUGCAGUAUCCCCGGGUCUUUCUCCCCAGACAGCAACCAGCAUGGAGCCAGCGGAGACCAGAGUGCUAAUAUUCCUCUGAUGAGAGUAGUGCAGUCGAUCAGGCAGACCACACGUCGCUCUAGCACAGCCAUCAAGGAAGGCUGGAUGGUGCACUACAGCAACAAGGACACACUGAGGAAGAAACACUACUGGCGCCUGGACUGCAAAUGCAUCAUCCUAUUUCAAAAUGACACCACCAACAAAUACUACAAGGUAGAAUCUCACUUUCUUUUGAGAGAGUUGAUGUUGUUUCCAAAUAAAAGGAAAUAUAUCGGAAAACACAGGAAAACUGGCCGGGAUGUAGCCGUGAAGGUGAUCGACAAGCUUCGGUUCCCCACCAAGCAGGAGAGCCAGCUGAGGAAUGAAGUAGCCAUAUUGCAGAGCCUGCGACACUUGGGUAUAGUGAAUCUCGAAUGCAUGUUUGAGACACCGGAGAAGGUGUUUGUGGUGAUGGAGAAACUUCAUGGUGACAUGCUCGAGAUGAUCCUGUCGAGUGAGAAAGGACGACUUCCUGAGAGACUCACCAAGUUCCUCAUCACGCAGAUUUUGGCUGCUCUGAGGAACCUUCACUUCAAAAACAUAGUGCACUGUGACCUCAAGCCUGAGAAUGUGCUGUUAGCAUCAGCGGAUCCUUUCCCACAGGUGAAACUUUGUGACUUUGGUUUUGCUCGCAUCAUCGGAGAGAAGUCUUUCCGCCGUUCGGUC
This is a messenger RNA of Sinocyclocheilus grahami, 2445 nucleotides long. Its product is annotated as serine/threonine-protein kinase D2-like. Gene Ontology annotation, cellular component: cytosol. Gene Ontology annotation, biological process: phospholipase C-activating G protein-coupled receptor signaling pathway; intracellular signal transduction; protein phosphorylation. The annotation marks the transcript as partial. NCBI's taxonomy places the organism in Eukaryota, Metazoa, Chordata, Actinopteri, Cypriniformes, Cyprinidae. The record is from RefSeq and is a predicted model, not a curated record. The transcript is spliced from 14 exons. Gene Ontology annotation, molecular function: ATP binding; protein serine/threonine kinase activity.